AUGUUACCUGAUGAACUUAGACCUAUGGAUGAAGACCCAGAAGAUGUGGUGGAUAACUACUAUGAUCAUCUCUAUGACUUUAUUCCCACAGAAUCUGAGGAGAAUAUGGCUGGACCCUCAAAGCUUCCUGAUGAAGAUGAUGAGGAGUGUAUUGAGGUACCCCACCCUACUGCAGGCAAGGUGAUUAGGAUGGAUAAAAUGGUAUAUGAAAGAUGGAGGAGAGAAUUUGGAGCUGAGGAUAUAGAUGGUGAUAUGGAUAUGGAUUCAAAUAUGUCAGAUAGAUCAAGGAACAUUUUUGCACCCUUUGCAUCAGAGCUAGACUGGAGGGUUUCUUGCUAG
This is a messenger RNA of Serpula lacrymans var. lacrymans S7.9, 339 nucleotides long. RefSeq lists its product as uncharacterized. The coding region runs from base 1 to 339 and encodes 112 amino acids. The record is from RefSeq and is a predicted model, not a curated record. NCBI's taxonomy places the organism in Eukaryota, Fungi, Basidiomycota, Agaricomycetes, Boletales, Serpulaceae. The transcript has a single exon.